AUGCUUGCUUCUCUUCUUCGCCCAAAGAAACGUCGAGUGUACGCAGAACGCUCUCCAUUUUCAUCGCCCUAUACGACCCGGGAUUUGCCAUGGCCGUUCCUUCAGCGUGGCUCCGAAGAAGCGCAAUAUGAGGAGAUUCGGGGGAAUGAUGAUGCUGAUGAGAACGUCGAUGAUGGUGAAGAGGAUGAAAGCGGGGACGAAGACGAUGGUCCUUUCGAGUCCAGUCCCCUUCUGCCCAUCUUCUCAGCCUCUCACUUAGAUACGCUUCCCGUUUAUGAUAUCACCCAUACGAUUCGCGCACUUAUCGCAGCUCGUUGCGAGACCACGUUGUCCUGGGACCAGUUGCGGUCGCCCCAGAUCUCUCAGUUUCUGGUAAAACCAAUCCAGCAACAGAUUAGAGCGUUUCACUUUUCUCGGGCUACGCUAUAUGCCUUGUUAACUAACUGUUUGCAAUUCAACAAAGAAGUCCAUCUUAACCCCGGCAAUAGUGGCACAAGCCAGACCAGGGCCAUGGUGAGUGAGCUUCUUGCCAUUAAGUUGUUGAGAGAGUAUACCACAAGAGAGUUGAUUGAUGCUCUCUCCUACGAGUUUUUCCCUCUCCAGGGCCAGUCGCUGCCCGGGGGCUCCCAACAGCCCCCGGGCUGGACCCCUACCGCAGGGAACAAGCGGCUGCCUGGGGUAGCCCGCAUUUCGUGCCUCGAGGUAGCGAUCCGCGCCCAGGCGAAGCGGUUCCUGUCCCACCCGCUUGUCGUACAACAGCUGGAGGCAAUUUGGGCGGGCACAAUCGUUUUCCAUUCGGCUGCAGACUAUCUCCACCGCUCACCGACACGAGUCAGUCACAGCGCAGGGCCGACGUAUGGUACUACCGUCACCGCUACCACACCCAACCCGUUUGCCGGCAAGUUAAGCCCCAGAUCGGCUGAGCUGCGCCGCUCAGUCACCCUAUAUGACCCGAGAGAUGCCUCCCUGUUCAAACUCUCUAGGUUGAGGGUUCCUCGCUAUAGGCAGUUUCUCUCGACGCUGUCGUUUGCGGUAUUACUGGCAUUGUUCCUCGCAGUUCUAGACCAGCGGCGUGUGCAUAUUAGCGCCCUUGAGGUUGUCUUCUGGUUCUGGAGCGCAGGCUUCAUGCUUGAUGAGCUUGUUGGUUUUAACGAACAGGGCUUCAGUUUGUAUCUCAUGAGCUUCUGGAACUUAUUCGACCUCGGUAUAUUGUUUCUUCUUUUCUGCUACUAUUGCUUGCGGCUGUAUGGUGCCUUCAUGCCGUUCACCCGUAAGCAAGCAGUCGCCGAUCAGGCGUAUGAUAUCCUGGCUGCAAACGCUGUUCUCCUCUUCCCUCGACUGUUCUCGAUCCUGGACCACUACCGCUACUUCUCACAGCUGCUUAUCGCGUUCAGGAUCAUGGCUUCCGAUCUGGUAGCCGUAUUUUUCUUGAUUAUAAUUGCAUGCAGUGGCUUCUUUGUCGCUUUUACCUUGUCAUUCGGCAGUGGCGAAGAUCGUUCGCCUGGAUCAAUAGCUCGCUUCAAGGCUUUCAGUUCUAGGGCUCCUCGACUUGUUCGGGAGCCCUCUGUGGCAACUUACCAAAAGGAUCGUGCGUUGGAAGAGGUGUUUCGACGGCCGUUCCACGGAGAGACCAUGGAACCUGUAAGGGAGAUCGAUCAAAGAAAGACCAACAAAAUCGUCAAAAAUUGGAUGCAAACCAUGGGUCCUGGUCCGGCCAAUCCUCCCGAUGAGCAGGACUCGGACGAAGUCAGCCAGCUCGAAAAAAGACCGCAAAGGCCACGGCACUUUUCCCGCAGAAGGCUCACCCGAAGUUUACGAGACUUUACCGAAUCAAACCGCUCCGUUGUGUCAAAUCCCGAAGACCACGUCACUUAUAUUGCAUCCUCGCCAGCCACUCCCCGUGCUGGAAGGGAUUUCAUGGCGUCGACGCGAAGACGACAGCUUUCGCGACAUACAGGCAUGGAAGGGGAUGUUGAGCUCACAAGCGACGGGCAUGAAGAUCAGUCGAAUGGAAAAAGCUCUGAUGAUGAAGAUACCCCCAAAGAUGAAAGUCCUGGUAAAGCAACGCCGAAGUUUUACAGCUCUCGGUCAUCGACAGCGAAAGUCAAGUCGCGGAGAAAUAGUCCAGUCCGGCGUGUUAAGCAUCAUUCCCGGAGUUACUCGGGCGCUACCAUGCUAUACAGGCCCUUAUCCACAACGAGCAAUGGUGAAGAGACUGAAGCACCAACGAUCCCUGUUAGAUCCAGAGCAGAGACACCGGAUCACGCGGAUUGGGCGGCUAGGUCUACUUCUGCUGACCGAUGGGCAAUGAGAAGGCACAGUACUGACGGUCGGAGUCGAAAUGUUACUAUGCCCAUUUCGAAUCCCAUGUCUGUGCCGGAGUUCGGUCACUUUUUGGCUCCUGGUCCGCGAUAUAGUGAGCGGGGGCCAGACCCCAUUCUCCAUGGCCUAGGGUCUGAUAUUGGAGACAACAAGGCGAUCGCGAGUGGCUUUGUUGGAGGCGCUCCUUCAAGUUUGACAACCCAGAUGGCAUAUGCGACGGGUGGUAUGCGCCGACCAGAUAGCUCUCACAGUAGCCAGGAUAUUCUCAGUAAGCUCGUCCUUGCUCGCAUGAACAAUAUCGAGGAAGGGUUCCGCGAAGUGAUCAGAGAGAUGAAAGAUCUCCGGCGUGAAGGCACGAGUCGAAGUCAGAGUGGACCUGAUGAGUCGAAAGGAAAUCAGCGCGAGAAGAAGCGCACAGAGAAGAAGGGGAAGAAGCCAAAUCCUAGGUCACGAAGAAGCAAGACCGGCAGUGAAGAGCAGUCAUUACUUCUCCUUAGUGAUGCAGACACACUGCUGUAUAUUGAUCCUCCCCCGCAGAGAUCAUGCGCCUCAGCCUUGCCACGCUCAUCUGAAUCAAUUCCCCACCGUAUCCGUAGCCAAAAACUUCUGGAGACUGGCUCUAAUUAUUUCAAGGACCUCUUCCAGCCAAGGGCUCAAGCUCGGACCAUCAGUCGCCGCGGACUCGGAGGCAAGCUCACGAAUGAGAUUCACCACCGUGCCGAAAAUCAGCGAUCUCAUAAUAUCCUGGCUCUACGAUUCGGAGAAUGCUCGUCUCAUAGAGUACCAUCCCGAAAUUGCUUACAAAAUCGGCUGUGGAGUACAGCGUGA
Molecule: messenger RNA, 3150 nt
Organism: Aspergillus oryzae RIB40
Lineage: Eukaryota; Fungi; Ascomycota; Eurotiomycetes; Eurotiales; Aspergillaceae
Exons: 5
Coding region: 1-3150 (1049 amino acids)
Biological process (GO): monoatomic ion transport; transmembrane transport
Cellular component (GO): membrane
Molecular function (GO): monoatomic ion channel activity
Source: RefSeq, a predicted model, not a curated record